This is a messenger RNA of Notodromas monacha, 508 nucleotides long. The record is from the annotation of a GenBank genome assembly. Lineage: Eukaryota; Metazoa; Arthropoda; Ostracoda; Podocopida; Cyprididae.
GUAGUUUUUGACAGCUGCUGAUGGUUCCAAGUGUUCUGUGUGGAAAUAUCCGGAAGGAAGUAGUGAGAUCAUGGGUUGUGGCAGCAGCCAUGACUUGCCGUACUCGAAUCAGAACUCAGCGGUCGUCAAGCGACCGCAAAAUCCUGACGGUCGGAUGAUGAAUGGCCAACUUCGAGUUCCUGACGACCGAAUGGACGUCGUUUCAGUUCAGGCGGAAGUAGAUGAGGAGACGUUGAAAGAGUACAUCGAAUUGGAGAAGCAAAUACAAGAACGCGAGCUUGAAAGUCCAUUGAAAAACUUGGAACUGAAAAGUUUGCAAUUGACUCAGAUUGAAAACCAGAUCCCAAAGUUGGAAGCUGAACUUGCUGACCUCAAGGCACAGACGAACAAUGAAAAUGACUCACACGAUAUUGAAGCAGAAUUGAAACAAGCUGUGAUGGACAAUGGAGAAGCUGAUACUGAUGCAGAAAAGAAUGAUUCUCUUGCUGCGAUCAACAGACAAAUUAUC